Aspergillus nomiae NRRL 13137 is the source of this 1746-nucleotide messenger RNA. RefSeq names its product glutamyl-tRNA(Gln) amidotransferase subunit PET112. Lineage: Eukaryota; Fungi; Ascomycota; Eurotiomycetes; Eurotiales; Aspergillaceae. Gene Ontology annotation, molecular function: glutaminyl-tRNA synthase (glutamine-hydrolyzing) activity. The transcript has 5 exons. The record is from RefSeq and is a predicted model, not a curated record. The coding region runs from base 1 to 1746 and encodes 581 amino acids. Gene Ontology annotation, biological process: glutaminyl-tRNAGln biosynthesis via transamidation; mitochondrial translation.
AUGGUCAUUCUCCCUCUAUCUUUCGGUGGGCUCUCGACUGCCCACCCUGACGAACCCGUCUCGUUCGGUUCGGUGCUUACAGACCUCAGCCCCAGAGUCGCAAGACCGGGUACCACUCCGGAAACAGCUCAAACAAAAUGCGAAGGCGUUAAAAGCGAGAAGCGUCAGAGAAGGGAGAGCGAGGAGGCUUCGCGACAAAAAUGGGAGCUCACUGUCGGGAUUGAGAUUCAUGCGCAGUUGAAUACCGAGAAUAAACUAUUUUCACGUGCUCCGACAUCAUCCACCGACCUACCCAACUCAAAUGUUGCUCUGUUCGACUUGGCUUUCCCAGGUAGCCAGCCGGAAUUCCAAGUUCCAACGCUGCUACCUGCCCUCCGCGCCGCACUCGCCCUGAACUGUGAUAUCCAGCCCGUGAGCAGAUUCGACCGGAAACACUACUUCUAUCAGGACCAGCCCGCCGGCUACCAGAUUACACAAUACUAUGAACCUUUUGCGAAAAACGGCUAUGUGGAUUUGUUCGGCUACGAUGGGAUCGCGCCAGAGGAUGGCGAUCACGUUCGCAUCGGUAUCAAGCAAGUGCAGCUCGAACAGGACACAGCCAAAUCACAGGAGUACCCUCCCUCCACGCAGCUUCUUGAUUUCAACCGCGUAUCCCACCCCCUGGUCGAAAUCAUUACGAUGCCCCAAAUCCACACGCCCGCCACAGCGGCCGCGUGCGUCCGGAAGAUUCAGGCCAUCCUUCAAUCGUGCAGCGCAGUCACCACUGGUAUGGAGUUGGGCGGUCUCCGAGCCGAUGUGAAUGUCUCGAUCCGUCAGCGGGGUGAGGCCGAGGGUCCGCAUCAGUAUGGCGGCAUCGGCGGCCUCGGUCAGCGCACGGAGAUCAAGAACCUGAGCAGUUUCAAGGCUGUCGAGGAUGCCAUCAUUGCGGAAAAGAACCGCCAGAUUGCGGUGCUAGAGAGUGGUGGUGUUGUGGAGGGUGAGACCCGUGGCUGGACAAUUGGGAGCACGGAAACACGGAAACUUCGAGGCAAGGAAGGCGAAGUCGACUACCGGUAUAUGCCAGAUCCGGAUCUCCCACCGCUCCUCAUCGGGGCUGAUCUCGUGUCGGAGCUGGCCAGCACAUUACCGACUUCCUCGGACGAACUGAUUGGGCUGUUGACGGGGAAAGAGUACGGUCUCUCGAUUGAAGACGCUAAGCCGCUGGUUGAGCUCGAGGAUGGCGCUCGCUUAGAAUACUACCAGGACGUGGUGGAUAUCCUGCACGAUCAGCAGCAGGAUCAGGAUCCUACGAGCCGUGGGGGCUUGUCACGCGUGGCCGGGAAUUGGGUUCUCCACGAGCUUGGGGGCCUGUUGACCAAAGCAGGCCUUCCUUGGGAUGCAGACCGAGUCUCUGCGCUAUCGCUGGCUCAGAUUAUCGAUCACGUCCAGCGCAAGCGGAUCACCGGUCCUACCGCCAAGCAGGUGCUCGCCAUGGUCUUCGACGGAGACACUCGGGCGAUUCCUCAGUUACUGGAGGAGGAGAACCUGCUUCUCCGGCCUCUCUCACGAGAGGAAUACGUUGCGUUGGCGGAAGCAGCAAUCAGUCAGAACCCGCAAAUGGUCGAGCAGAUCCGGACGAAGAACCAGCUCGGGAAGCUGGGCUGGUUUGUUGGACAGAUGAUGCGCAUGGGCGAAAAGGGCCGAGUGGAAGCGCCCAGGGCGGAUGCGAUCCUCCGGGAACUGAUUCUGGGGCCGUCGCGCGCUUGA